AUGGCCUCGGCAAAGACGAUGGCGGCCAAGUCUCUGUCACCGGACCAGAACCGUCGAGGCAGCAUUGGCACAAUGGAUACCGACGACGAUCUUGAAGAGACGUUCGACGUUGAGGCCGUCGCGCAGCUCUUGGCUCUCAAGACCACGGAAUUGAUGCAGCUGCAGCGCACUCACGAUGAAUACAUCAAGUCCAGUUGCGAGUAUGAGCGAGAGCUGGAGAUUGAGGUGGAUCGGUACGAGAAGAAGACGCAGCAACUCGAGUCGGCUGCGCUUCAGCUUGAACGAGACAAAAGCGACCUUAAUAGCAGCAUGAAUGGGGUCAAGGAAGAGCUGCAGGCUACACACCGUCGAGAACACAUGCUGCAGACGCAACUGGAAGAGAUGAAGUGGAAGAUUCAGAGACUAGAACAAGCAAACGACGAGCUGGAAACCUCAGCUCGGGUUGCGCAGGCUACGAUCGAGGACCUCCACCACAAAUCCGAGACGCUGUUGGAGCAGAAUGUGUUCCUCCAGCAUGAAAAAGAGGAGUUGUUGAAGCAGCUGUCAUCUAUCAUCGUCGCUGAGGUGCACCCUACUCCAGUGGAACCAAGGACUGCAAGCACUCGCUUUUCUCGCUUUUCCCGUAAAUCUUCCUCUCACGUAUCUGAGACUGCAGCUCCUGUAGCUCCAAUUCAAGAGGAGAAUACGCGGAAAGGCAAGAGGCGAAAAGGUCGUCGCCCGGAAGUACUCGAGACGUGUCUCCACCUCACGUGUCGUAAGUGCCGUGCGAAUAAACCCCACGCACACAAUGGAGGAAGUGACGAGAAAGGCUCGGUCUCGGCUUUCUUUGAAAGACUCAGGAUUUUCCUGUUCGGCCCCGAUCGGUGA
Phytophthora nicotianae INRA-310 is the source of this 867-nucleotide messenger RNA. RefSeq lists its product as hypothetical. The record is from RefSeq and is a predicted model, not a curated record. Gene Ontology annotation, cellular component: kinesin complex; kinetochore; centrosome. The transcript has a single exon. The coding region runs from base 1 to 867 and encodes 288 amino acids. Gene Ontology annotation, biological process: chromosome segregation; vesicle transport along microtubule; establishment of mitotic spindle orientation. Gene Ontology annotation, molecular function: microtubule binding. NCBI's taxonomy places the organism in Eukaryota, Oomycota, Peronosporomycetes, Peronosporales, Peronosporaceae.